Messenger RNA from Dothidotthia symphoricarpi CBS 119687, 3918 nucleotides. RefSeq lists its product as uncharacterized. Lineage: Eukaryota; Fungi; Ascomycota; Dothideomycetes; Pleosporales; Dothidotthiaceae. The transcript has 4 exons. The record is from RefSeq and is a predicted model, not a curated record. The coding region runs from base 151 to 3918 and encodes 1255 amino acids.
UUUACAUCUCCCCACCACGUGCGCCCAACUAGCGCGCCCUCCUUGGACACCCAGUCGCAGCUUCUCCAUCUAGAUCCCGACGACGCGCGCCUGCUGCCGGAUGCAUUGAGGCAGCCCCGACCGUGCACCAGAUCGCGUCGAGCUCCCGUCAUGGCGAACAACCAGUACUCGCAGCCGUACUUCGGCCUGCCCUUUGCCUUUUCCCAUCAGCAGAUGCCACAGCCCGUGCCGACCGCGCAUCCAGAAUCACACGCGGGCUCCUCGGACGCGCGACAGCCUCCUGCCCCCGACGCCUUUCCGAGUCUCCCUGGACUCAACUUUACCGCGUACGGCCAAAACACGCAACAGCCGCAGUACUCCCCAACCGCAUGGCCACCACCGCCGCCAGAUGCGUGGUUGCCCUUCAUGCAGAACGGAAUGGUCCCUCCGCCGCCCCUUCCAGGCUUUGGCUUCCCGCCGCCCGGGCUGCCUCCGAUCCCCCAGCACCACCCAGCCACACCGACUGCCUUCCCUCCCCGGCCUGCCACAGCCGCGAACGAGCGCGUCACCGAAGUCAUGGACAUUGACAGAGAAGACGGCGAAGUGAGUGAUGGCGAGGUUGCCUCUCACGCUUCAGCGCACAAUGCUGAAAGACAGACCAAACCCGAGCCUCCCCGCUCUACCCCGCAGACCUCACGCGUGCUUGACGAGCCCUACAACCCCAGCCGCCCUGCUGCUGGCCAGAAGACGUCGCAGGAGCCCGCGCGAAAGCCCGCGCAGCCACAAAGUGCACAACCCAUCGUAGACACGAUGCAGCAGAAUCGCGAGGCAGUCAGGCAGUUUGUCAAGCUCCUCAACAGCAACAACGUGGGCUAUCGCGCCUUGGCGAAUGAGGUGGACGACAGCCAAAGGGAUCUUCUCAGGGGAGUCUACUCAAGCUGCAAUCUGGCCUCGGAGCCCGAACCCAUUGUGUUGCCCAAGGCCAAUGGCGCAGGUCAAGCGUCUGCUAUCAGUCCCGCUGUUCAGCCAAGUUCCGUCACACAAGACCAGCCCCAAAAUGUGAUGCUCGCCAAAACAGUGCCUGCAGUCAAGACCAACGUAAACCCUGUGCCACCAGUCAAGUCUGCGCCUUCGCCCGUGGACCGAAAGGACUACAUCGCGCGCCUCCAAGCUGCAAAGAAGGCCAAGCAGGCAGGUGCUAUGAAGCCAAGUCCGCCGCGGAAGACAACACCAACAACAGUAAUCAAUCCCGUGCCGGCUGUCAAAUCACCCCAGCCUGCCUCGACGCCGAUGCCUAAGCAGCCGGCGACGGAUGAGCAGAAGGCACGAAACACCGAACUGAUCAAGAAAAGACUGGCAGCCAUCAAGGCAGGAAAGAAACCCGCAAGCACCGCUUCAAACGGGCCAGUAUCAUCCUCGUCCCCAGCGCCGGUUGUUGAAAGGGCUCAAGGAACAACUGCGCCACUACCACAAGCUGCGUCGAAUGGCGCAAACACCCCGAACCCUCCAUCUCAUGUAUCGUCGUUCCCUGGCCUACCAGGCCUGUUCAUGAAUAUGUCGCCAAAUCCAAACGGCACAUCGGCAACUGUGUCAAAGCCAUCCCUCACAAUUCCUCAAAAACGACCUGCUCCCUCGGACAAAUCCGAGGUAUCGACACCACGGGGUUCAGUCGCCUCCUACACGCGACCACUAGGAGAAUCGCCUCACACGCGUCACAACGAGCAGGUGAUUAUCAACAUAGACGACUCCGAAGGAAGCGACAUGGACAUAGAAGAUGACCAGGACGCCCCAAAGUCUGCCGCAGCAUCCCCCCUGCCUCCGACCCAUGACAUCCAUCAAACACCAGGAAAGCUUCCCGACUUUCCCCUCCGUCCAGCGUCUGUCCAGCCCGCUUCGUCUGCUGUUAGUACGCCAGGUCCGCAAACUCCAGCCACUCUUGCGCGUAAAGAUGGAAUCGAUAAGAAGGAACGAGAACUCGCAGCUCUCAAGAUCACGCUGAAGAAGAAGCUCGCAGAAAAGCGCGAGAAGGAUCGGGCAGCAGCGGCCACAGCUGCUGCCGCGAUAUCAACCCCUUCAUCUCUUCCCCCAAGGCCACCAAUGCCGGAGUUACCUCCUCAGAACACCUCUCACGUUCAGCCAGUCACAAUGGAGUCGUCGUAUUCGAUGCCUAUUCGGGAUGGGCUCGACUCAACCACAAAGCCUCGUUUCGCUGACAGCCCUUCAACCCAUAACAACAACAGCCGACGUCGACGAGAGCAGAUCUUGCUCGAGCAGUCCUCUUAUGACGCCGAAUUAGUGAGCAACCAGGAGCAAGUUGCUCGAUUGACGAAAGAGAUGGGCCAACUUCUUGCACGUAAUGAAAAGCUUACCAAGGAUAAAGCCAGGCUCGCUGAAGAGCUUGAGAGCUUGGGUGUUGAUACAGAGGGCAUGUCGCACGCAGAACUCCGCGCAAAAAAGGAUGAAAUCGAGCACGCAAAGUCUCCCUUAUCUAAUAGCCAGCCACAGGAUGCAGGUCAUAUCUCGCAGCCCAUCAUAAACGGGUUCAAAACUUCUGCUCGUGUGUCGCCUCCUGCGGAAAUCCCACAACCCACGCCAGCAGCCGAGAAGAGUACGCCGGUCGCGUUGAUGUCCGCUAAUAGCAUGGGGGUUGCACAUAUCACUCUUCCAGGGCUGGGUCGUGCGGUGCAUCAAGCACCCGAACCCAAAACUGCGGACUUCCAUAACUCGGUCUUGGAAGAUACCCCUGCUGCUGAACCUAUGAGUGUCAUGCCACAAGAAUCACGAGUGGCAGACACCCAAGAUUUUUCCCAAUCGAACGAGAUUCUUGCUCGUGCUGAUACGGACCGGAUGUCUAUCAACGGAAGUACAAGUGGUGCACGUCGCUCUGCGACUCCACUCGAUGACGAAGAAGAUUUCUAUUCUCCACCGCCACCAGCCGCCACUCCUACCGAGGCUGAGAACAACAUCAUAGAAGGUCCCCAAGCCCAAGUUGCGGCUAAUAUGAAUGUGGUGACAUCUCCUUCCGAGGAGGGCGAAGUGGAGAUGUCUUUGUCCACAGAGGACGAGGAGGAAGAAGAAGAGUACGAGCCGGAAGAACCGACGUUUGUCACAGACAUUCCCAUCCCAGAAAACCAAGUGCCUGAGCCGGAUGUCGCACAGUCGUCUUCAUCGCCCGAUGUCUCGACAGAUGAGGAGGAGCCGUAUGAACCUCCUGACUUUGAUCAAGAGAUGACUGAUAUCCCGGUUGCCACUAUGGACGCGACCGUUGGCCAGAACGAGCCUGAAGAUGAGGUGGAAGAUGGUGCUAUGGACAUCGCUACAUCUUCAUCCGACGAAUCAAGUGAUUCAGACUCGGACGAGGAAUCGUCCUCAGACCCCGAAGACGAUGAUUCUAUAUCUGCAAGCAACGCGCCUCUACGGGAUACUGAUAUUGCUGACGAUUUAGCGCCUGAGCUGCAAACUGAGCCAGUGCCCGUGGUUAGUAUCUCGGAAACGGUGCCUGUAGAUGAUGAUCAAGUUGAGUUGGACAAGUUCACUCCGUAUGAGAGUCCACUUCGCAUGUUCAAAUCCUACCGCUACCACCCUAGUUACACACAAGAUGUCAGCGGUGGCUUUCUGUCCAUGACUUAUAGUCAUCAAAUUGAUGCAGAAACGCCUUUGUGCCAGUACGAAUCAGCAGGCGGUUCAUGCAAUGACGCCGAAUGCCCCGAUCAGCACUUUCGGGGCAUGGGUAUUACCGGUGAGAAACUCCUUGUUCAGCUUGGCACAGCCAACCCUGGGAAGACGCCCGAGGCAAAGCAGAAGUGGAAUGAUGGCCUGAGGGGCGUCCUCAAGGAGCUGCGUCAGAAAAACAUCAAAGAUCCCAACGGGAUUGCUGAAGAGAUCGCCAAGUAUCGGAGGGAAUUCCUCGAUGACGAUACGAGGGUCGUCAACUUGUAA